Spodoptera frugiperda (fall armyworm) is the source of this 2182-nucleotide messenger RNA. RefSeq lists its product as uncharacterized. The coding region runs from base 107 to 1153 and encodes 348 amino acids. NCBI's taxonomy places the organism in Eukaryota, Metazoa, Arthropoda, Insecta, Lepidoptera, Noctuidae. The transcript has 2 exons. The record is from RefSeq and is a predicted model, not a curated record.
GCAACAUUAAAAAACUAAUCGAGCAUUCCGCGCGCGCGCGAAAUUUCAUUCCUAUCAAUAAAACCGUCGAGUUUAUUAUUGAUCGCCGCGAGACUAGGUCAUCAAGAUGAGUCUCAAAAACGGGGCAAAAAUGUCUCAACGUGAAAAAUUCGAGUUAAUUAACUCCGAAGUGCGUUCUUUCUACGAAUAUUGUAAGGAAGCUGGUAUGAGCGAUGAAGAAAUGGAUUUAAUCUGUCGUCCUCUCACAAAUUCUGUGAGAAAAGCUACCAUCAAACGUUGGACAAGGGUGGUUCUCGUUUUGAUAAUGGGAAUAGCGAUUGGAUACACUGUUAGCCAGACGGAUACCUUUAAAUGGCAUGCAUCGGCCUUGGCCAGGAUUGUUUUGAUAAAAUUGCUGCCUGUAUGGGACUGGACACCGCUGUACCACAACAAGUGCAUGAUUGCGAGACCUGCGGAACCACCUAAUGUCGAAGCAGGAGCAUCAACAACCGAUUGCAUAGCCUGCGAGGCAGUCAAAAACAUUGCGCGCUUGUCUGACACGUCAUACAACGAAGUAUUCAACCACCAUCUCCUACGUGGAGCGCCGGUUAUCGUCGUGGAUGCUCACUACGAUUGGUCCUCUCGAGAUGAACUCAACCUGACCGGCCUGAUCAGCGACGAUGACCGACUCCGCGACUCUGUUCCUUGUAGAAUCCUAACCAACAUACGAAUCGGACGACAGCCUAUGGAUUUAGAAGAGAUAGUUUCUAGAAUAACAAACACGGAUAUACCGAGUUGGUUUGUCCAUUUCCAAAACUGCGACAUUCGAGCAGUUAAAUCCUUCAGGGUCCUCGCACCUAGGCCAUAUUUCCUGUCCCCUCAUAUCCCUCCCUCCCACUUUAAUUGGUUAUUAUUGUCAAAGAACUAUGAUACUCAUAGAUAUAAGUAUUUGGAGUUUGACAUUGGAUUGAUAAUCAUGUCUCAGUUGAAAGGCAAGUCGUUCGUUCAGUUACGGCCGCGAGCUCCUUGCGAGGAUGAUUGCUACACUCUCAAUUUUGAGCUGACAGAAGGAGAGACUCUUGUGUUGGCUAACUCCCUCUGGGAGUUUGAAUAUUUACCGGGCAAGGGUGAAAACGUUGCCAUGAUCACGGAAACUGAUUGGAACGAAUCCUAAUGUACUUAGAUAACUCGUGUUAAUGUCCUCUAAUGGUAGAUAAAUGAAUGUCGGAUGUGUACCAAUUUUAAUCGAUGAUUUUGUCAGAAAGUAUGAAUAUAUUACAAAAUUCAAUACGUAACUGCAUGUUUGCAUGUUUACAAUCGAUAAAAUCGGUACAUAUCUAAAAAUAAGUUAAGUACUUACCUAUCUACAUAUUUAAAAUAUAAGGUGUUCAACAGUCUACGACUAUGAUAUGAUUAUCUUUACAAUGCAAGGAAUAAAGGAAGUUGUGAAAAUGAAACGAGUCAAGCUAAACAUUAGUCUUAUUUUGGCGAAUAUCGCACAAUAUUGAAAUAUUUAAGAUGUAUUAAAUACCAACUUUGUAAUAUUUCAAUGCUGAUUUCAAUGAGAAUCGUAUUUACUAGCUUUGGAAGUAAAGAUCGAAGUUAAAAUGUAAGGAGCAAGACAGUUUAUAAAAGUGAAGAGGUUGAGUUAUUGAAGAACAUGUCCACAUAUCAGUCAUUGUUAACAUUUCAUGAUCACUUCAAUAGUUUUUAAGUCAAAAAUUGUACUGAAGAGGGGUUUAUUAGGCUUUUGCGACUUCAGUGUAGAUUAAUAGGGUUUUUGUUCAAUAAUUUAUGAGCAAAGUUUACCUAUAUUAUUGAUCUUGGACACAUUAAACAUAACAAUAGACAUUUUUAUCACUUAAAAAGUAUUUAUUUUGACUAUAUUGAUUUAAAAAAAUUAUUACAUCUGUUUUUUGGUUUAUUAUGUUGGUAAAAACUUUUUGAAAGAAUUUGUGAUUUAUUUACGUAAAAAUAUUUUUAUUGAGUAAGUAUUGAAUAUUUUACCGAGCUAAUAAGCCCGUCAUCAGUAUCUACAUAAGCGUAAAAUAAGAUUAAAUUAUAAUUGAACAACACACAAUGUAUUUUCUGCACAAUGAUAUCGUAAUAUAAUUAGAUAAGUACAUAAUAAUUUCAUCGGAUUCCGACUCUGAUUAAGUACCUCAAGUAUUAAUAAUGAUACAUUAUAUAUAAUUGAAGCAAA